AUGGAACAGGAGAUCCUGAUGGAAUUUGCUGGUCUGGCCAUGGUUCGGCACUCCUUUUCCGGUCACACGCUUUUCGCGCCCAUACCUGGGAGCCAAGCUCGGAAUUCGUCUCGGGAUCAGUACCUAGUCUACCAAGCGUGCUUGAAACGACCACGUGAUGAACUUGGUUCCGCUCGAGGAUUGAGUUUCUUGCAAUGGCUGCGACACUUCCGCGUGGUAGACGUUGAGAAGCAGAUAGUCGCCAAAAGAAACGCUGCCGGGCCAGCAAGAGAUCACGAUUGCGGGGUCGCCAUCACCUUUCCAUUCGAGCUCUUGGAUAUUUUCAUUGGUGCCUGGGCAGCGACUUUUCUUCCGAACAUGGAAGAAUUCCGGCUGUUUCCGGAGACAGAUGAAGACGCAAGGAACUAUCCGGCAAGUCUCGCUGCAGAGAGAUCUCGUCGCUCCUCUUUUGUCGCCCCCGAAGGGUGCAAGCACUUGAAGGCUGUUUUGUGUCUGGACGAGUUUCAACUCUAUCGCAGAGACUCGCUGGUGUUCCAUCCGAAUGUUGGAGAACUUCUGUCAAGAGUGGAAACAGAUCUCACUCUGAGAGGACUCACGGCAGACCGCAUUGCCACUUUCAAAGCCAGGAUUCAUGCAUGUGCUCUUUUACUCUGUGCCUUCCGAGAUGGACGCGAAGAUCCAGGAUUGUGGCGAGCCCGUGCGGUACCCGAUCCUCCUAGCCGCAUUUGGUCGCCGGAGCAACAGCAGGUGUUGGAGCACGUGAAGCGAGGAACCAGCAUUAGCGAUGCCGCUGAAAUGACCCAGGCAUGCCGAGUGUUGCAGGUCGCCGGCGGGCCAGGCACGGGCAAGACGGAGGUCAUCAUUGCGGCGGUGCGCCAAGCCCUGCAAGACGGCUGUCGCGUCUUGAUUGCAGGUCCAAUCGGUCUCCUGGUGUCCAUGUACAGAUUGCGCUUGCCCAACCUCCACAAUUUGACCAUGGAGACGGUGCAUUCCGCUUUUCGAAUUACCAGAGAUGCCGAUGCAGCUUACAUUCCGCCAGGCCGACUUCGUCAGUACGACCUCAUUGUUAUUGACGAGGUCAGUCAGAUUGAAGCGGCCGUGUGGAGGAAACUGCAGACUGGCCUUGGAGAGUUGACGCCAUGUCCAUUUCUGGUGUUCGUAGGAGACUUCCAACAGCUUCAGCCGCUGCAAGGAGGACCUGCUCUGCAAACUGAUCUGGAUCGAGAGCGAGCCGAAGGUCACAUCCUGUAUGUGAAGCUCGAGCAACAUGAAGCGGCUCGCUCGGUGGACCCGACCAUGCUCGCUUUCCUGGAGGCGGCAAGAGUGCAACAGCCAUCCCGAGAAGAACUGACGGCUUUCUUUGCAGGCAGACUCUGGUCUACAAAUCUUCAAGCGGCAGCUUCGCGUGCACUUGCCGUGGAAGCCGAGACUGGGUCUAACUUCACGUUCUUGUCAGUGACUAAUCGCGGAGCCGCAGCCCUGAACCUUGCACGGCUCGGUCUUGAGUUUCCGGAGGCGGCAGCGACACUUCGGUCCGGCGGAGGAAUUCCGGCGGAAAAUGACCAGGUCGUGGUGGCUCCGGGUAUGAGGUUGCGCCUCACACAGAACGUAGAUAAAGAGAGAGGCUUUGUGAACGGGAACGCAGGCAAAGUUCGAUGUCUUCUUCGUGCCGACGUGUUCGUGCUUGACUCGGACCAGGGCCUGCCAAUUUUGAUCCAUCCCAUUUCACAACAGGGGCGCAAGUUUCUGCCGGUCGCGUACGGUUGGGCUACGACCAUGAGGCGUGCCCAAGGGGCCACUCUUCAGAAGGUCGGGUUAUGGUUCGACCGCCGACUUCCCGACAGAGGCUAUGCUUACGUCGGGUUGUCGAGAGCGAAGAAGUGCCAGGACGUGUUUCUGCUAGACAAAAUCCGUCGCACUGAUUGGAGACCCGUGGGUGGAGACAGCAAUCCCGAAGAACAGAACAAGCUCUCGGUUUUCAGUGAAAGCACGCACAGCAGUGACGUGGACUAUGGCUGUUCAGAGUCCGAGGAGGACGAGCCCAGUCUGGAUAGCGAAUCCACGGAGGUGUCUAUGAGUCCCGAAGCGAGCUACUCGUUGGAGAUCUCUCCGGAGCAGUCCAAUUCCCGACGAAGCGAAUCGACCGAGGACAGCAGAGAUUGA
This is a messenger RNA of Symbiodinium sp. CCMP2592, 2163 nucleotides long. Lineage: Eukaryota; Dinophyceae; Suessiales; Symbiodiniaceae. The record is from the annotation of a GenBank genome assembly.